Molecule: messenger RNA, 1225 nt
Organism: Clarias gariepinus (North African catfish)
Lineage: Eukaryota; Metazoa; Chordata; Actinopteri; Siluriformes; Clariidae
Gene: spata17
Product: spermatogenesis associated 17
Exons: 9
Coding region: 24-887 (287 amino acids)
Biological process (GO): establishment of meiotic spindle localization; mitotic cell cycle; spindle organization
Cellular component (GO): spindle pole
Molecular function (GO): protein binding
Source: RefSeq, a predicted model, not a curated record
GUUACCAGUAAACCUACACAGACAUGGCCGCUGCAGUGAAGCUGUGUGAUCAGGUGGAUCUGGUGAAGGAGCAGUAUUACAGGAGGAACAGAGAAGCAGAAGAACACCGGGAGCGAGAACAUGCUGCUGCCGUCAGGAUUCAGAGCUGGGUUCGAGGCUGUCAGGUGCGAGUCUACCUCAGCUUUCUACACCGGAACGCCAUCGUCAUACAGAAGACGUGGCGGGCUUUCAGCGCUCGUCAGUACUUUAGGCAAAGGGUAAAGACAGCAUAUUUUCUCAUGAAGAUGAAUUUCUACAAUGAGAUGGCUGUCAAGAUACAAAAGAGAUGGAGAGGAUACUACGUGAGGAAGUACGUUCAUAAUUUCUAUGAACGAAAGAGAUAUUUGGAUGAUUUGACAAAGAGGAACGAACAAGUCAGGAGAGAACUGGAAGAAAUAGCGGAGCACCAGAAAAAGGAAAGAGAGCGCAUUGCCGUGGAGAGAGAGGAGCGGGAGAAAUACACACAAGCUCAACGACUUCACUUCCUCGUCAGCACCAAACAGCGCCCAGGUGUGUUCAACUCGCCGUUCCGCUCAGUGCCGGAUGAGAUGGAGCUGAGGUUGAGGGCAGUAAAACCUUUGCAGACAAGAUCUGCUCCUAAAGCAACAGCAAGCGACCAGCAGCCAUCUGGCUUCUCGUCUAGCGUGGAGAGACUACCACCAAUACACAAGACCCCACAGGGGCCUUUCAGGCCAGCUGCAGAGGUUCAGCGGCAGCGCCGGCGGCCCCUGGAGCCGAGUCUGCGCGUGGCCACAUCCAUCACGGCCCUGGAGGAGGCUAGAGAGGAGCUGCGGCAGCGCGAAUGGAGGACUCGCCUCAUCGACCAGCCUUCGAGUCUGUCUGGCUGAAGAGUCGUGCUAAUGACCUGAAAAAACAGUGAAAAACUGGCCAUGUGACAUUAGUGUUGAUCUUCUGGUGCCAUGGCCUGGAUCAUCUCCAGAUCUAAAGCCAAUAGCAGACUGAAGAAGGCAGGAACAGUCAAGGAACGUCUUCUUCGCGAAGCGAUCGAGCUGGGAUGGAUUGAGUGACACCAGAGCACCGCAGACGUCCUUCUGACUCCACACCCAGCCGGAUCCAGAUGGUUCUGAACAGUAAAGGACUAAAUACUGAUUGUUAUAGGACAAUUUCAUUUGGAGAAAAUAACUAAUUGUGCUUAUUAUCUUGAUUGUCAUUAUUUAAAAACAAA